GUCAUGUGCUCGUUUCAUUCAGUUACCACAUCCUGAACAAAUGAGGAUUUUUUUACCGGUCGGGAGAGGCAGGAACUACAAUUCCCAUGAAACCUCUGGGUACUAGGUAACGCCUGCCAGACGCAACCAGGACUGCAUUUCCUAGCGAGCCUCCCGACGCCGCGUUUGCGUCAACACUGUACGUCCGGAAAUUCGGUCGUUAGAUCAAGCAGCAGUGCAGCAGGCUGCGCAGCAAGUGCAAAGCGGAUGCUAAGUGCGCGACCGGCCCGGUGCAUGGUCUCCAUGGCCACGCGCGCAUGUUUGUCGCGGGGCAGCGCGGGAUCGGCGGCUGGCGGGCCAGUGGAAGCUGCUAUCCGCGCCAAGUUGGAGCGAGCCCUGAGCCCUGAGAUACUGGAGCUCCGCAACGAGAGCGGCGGCCACGCAGUCCCAGCAGGCAGUGAGACGCAUUUCCGCGUGGCGGUGGUGAGCUCUCGUUUCGAGGGGAUGAGCCCCUUGCAACGGCACCGGCUGGUCCACGAGGCAUUAUCGGAGGAGCUGGCUGGGCCCGUACACGCGCUGGCCAUCCAGGCGAAGACCCCCGCCCAGUGGAGAGAAAACCCACAAUUGGACAUUAGCCCCCCCUGCCUAGGUGGAAGCAAGAAAACUCGAGGGACCUCUUAAUACCCGUAUUGGGAGAACAACGAUCCGAAUGAGAAUAAACUACUUUAUCACUACUUACUACCUUA
Molecule: messenger RNA, 725 nt
Organism: Arvicanthis niloticus (Nile rat)
Lineage: Eukaryota; Metazoa; Chordata; Mammalia; Rodentia; Muridae
Gene: Bola1
Product: bolA family member 1
Cellular component (GO): mitochondrion
Source: RefSeq, a predicted model, not a curated record